This is a messenger RNA of Gavialis gangeticus (Gharial), 3905 nucleotides long. RefSeq names its product salt inducible kinase 2 (gene SIK2). Gene Ontology annotation, molecular function: protein serine/threonine kinase activity; tau-protein kinase activity; ATP binding. Bases 1 to 2736 code for a protein of 911 amino acids. The record is from RefSeq and is a predicted model, not a curated record. Lineage: Eukaryota; Metazoa; Chordata; Crocodylia; Gavialidae. The transcript has 15 exons. Gene Ontology annotation, biological process: protein phosphorylation; intracellular signal transduction; microtubule cytoskeleton organization. Gene Ontology annotation, cellular component: cytoplasm.
AUGGUGAUGGCCGAGCCCCGGCGGCCCCCCGCGCUGCUGCCCCGCGGGCCCGGGCCCGUGCGCGUCGGCUUCUACGACAUCGAGGGCACGCUGGGCAAGGGCAACUUCGCCGUGGUCAAGCUGGCGCGGCACCGCAUCACGCGCAGCGAGGUGGCAAUAAAAAUCAUUGACAAAUCCCAGCUGGAUGCCGUUAAUCUGGAGAAAAUCUAUCGAGAAGUGCAGAUAAUGAAAAUGCUCGACCACCCCCACAUUAUAAAGCUCUAUCAGGUGAUGGAGACCAAAAGCAUGUUGUACCUUGUGACAGAAUAUGCCAAAAAUGGAGAAAUUUUCGAUUAUCUUGCCAACCACGGCCGUUUGAGCGAAUCGGAAGCCAGGCGCAAAUUCUGGCAAAUCCUCUCUGCGGUGGAGUAUUGUCAUAGCCGGAAGAUAGUGCAUCGUGACCUCAAGGCGGAGAAUCUCCUGCUCGAUAACAACAUGAACAUCAAAAUAGCAGAUUUUGGGUUUGGAAACUUCUAUAAAAGCGGGGAGCCUCUGACCACCUGGUGUGGAAGCCCACCCUAUGCAGCCCCUGAGGUCUUCGAAGGGCAGCAGUACGAGGGACCCCAGCUGGAUAUCUGGAGCAUGGGUGUAGUUCUGUACGUCCUAGUUUGUGGAGCGUUGCCUUUCGAUGGACCUACCCUCCCCAUUCUGAGGCAGCGAGUUCUGGAAGGAAGAUUCAGGAUCCCUUAUUUCAUGUCAGAAGAAUGCGAGCACCUGAUUAGGAGGAUGCUGGUCCUAGACCCAUCCAAGAGGCUGACAAUUGCUCAGAUUAAGGAGCACAAGUGGAUGCUAAUAGAAGUUCCUGUGCAGAGACCCAUUCUCUAUCCGCAAGGGCAGGAGAACGAGCCUUCCAUUGGAGAGUAUAAUGAGCAGGUUUUGCGGCUGAUGCACAGCCUUGGAAUAGACCAGCAGAAAACGAUUGAGUCACUGCAGAACAAGAGUUAUAACCACUUUGCUGCUAUCUAUUACCUGUUAGUGGAGAGACUCAAGUCACAUCGGAGCAGCUUCCCCGUGGAGCAGAGGGUCGAUGCUCGCCAGCGUCGGCCCAGCACCAUUGCUGAACAAACAGUCGCCAAGGCACAAGCUGUGGCGGCUUCUGUGAACUUGCGUUCACAGAAUGUACGGCUGCUGAGGUCUCCGGGUCUGCCCUCAACCUCUGCUGCAGAAGUCUUCUCCUUCCCCCCAUCCAGCUGCCAGGCGGAGUCAGCCUUCAUGGAGGAAGAGAGAGUUGAUACACCAAAGAUAAAUGGCUGCCUGCUGGAUCCCGUGCCCCCUAUCAUGAUGAGGAAAGGAUGCCAGUCGCUGCCCACCAGCAUGAUGGAAACCUCCAUCGACGAGGGGAUCGAGACGGAAGGCGAGUCAGAAGAUGACCCUGCACAGGCCUUCGCGGCUCUCCAAGCAACCCGCUGUGGAAAGAGACGUCACACUCUGGCUGAAGUGACCAACCAGCUGGUCAUGAUGCCAGGCACAGGGAAAGUCUUCUCUUUAGAUGAGAACCAGUCUUUGGGCAGCAUCGACUCCGAGUACGACAUGGGCUCCAUUCAGAGGGACCUCAACUUCCUGGAGGACACCCCGUCCCUGAAGGAAAUGGUGCUGGCCAACCAGCCAGCGCCUAGAAUGACCCCCCCUUUCAUAGGCCUGAGACCUGCCAAUCCAGCCAUGCAGGCGCUGACCUCCCAAAAACGCGAGGCUCACAACCGCUCCCCCGUCAGCUUCCGAGAGGGGCGCAGAGCCUCCGACACGUCUCUCACGCAAGGAAUUGUAGCAUUCAGACAGCACCUUCAGAAUCUGGCACGAACCAAAGGAAUCUUGGAGCUGAAUAAAGUCCAGCUGCUCUAUGAACAGAUGGGAUCAGAGGAAGAGGCCAACCUGACAUCAACUGCUGCGCAUUUGCAGGACCUUGUGAAUAGUCCCCCCCAGGAGGAAACAUCACAGCAGCAGGACCCUGUCUCGGCAUUUCCUAAUGGUGUACACCCCCAAUUACUAUCCAGACGGCAGAGCUUGGAGACGCAAUACCUUCAGCACAGACUCCAGAAAUCCAGCCUGCUCUCCAAAGCCCAAAACACUUGCCAGCUGUACUGCAAAGAACUCCCCCGAAGCUUGGAACAGCAGUUACAGGAACACAGGCUGCAUCAGAAGCGACUCUUCCUCCAGAAGCAGUCUCAGCUACAGGCGUAUUUCAACCAGAUGCAAAUAGCAGAGAGCUCCUACCCAAGGUCAAGUCAGCUGCCCCUUCCGUGCCAGGAGGAGCAGCAGCAACCACCACAGUUCAGCCUCCAGCAGCCCUUGAGCCCCGUAAUGGAGCCUUCCUCAGAACAAAUGCAAUAUGACCCUUUCCUUAGCCAAUACCAGAAACUACAGCUGGAGCAGUUGCCACCAUCACCAAUGCCCAGCUCGCCACGGCUGCAGUCACCAAUUCAAGUGCAGCAGCCACAGUCCUUACAAUAUCCUUAUCAGACUUGCGAAUUGCCAGGCGUCACCUCUUCUGAGCCAGACUACUCAAACCAGUGCCAGUAUUCCAUGGACCCAGCACAGCAGAGCAGUGUAGCAUUGCCCGACACCCAGAGGAGCUCAGCGUCUCACGAGUCGCAGUCCAGCUACGAAGCGUUAGCCCUCUCAGAGCUGCCCGGACUCUUUGAUUGUGAAAUGAUGGAGACUGUUGACCCUCAACACAGUGGCUACGUCUUGGUGAAUUAGUUGCCCUGCAGUUCGCUUGAGAAUGGAAAGCGGGAGAAGCGAAGGGAAAAGCAUGUGAAUUUUCAUUUUUGUUCCAACCCCAAAAAUUCAUGGCUUAUUUUCCAACCUUUGACCCUAGUGGAGGAGCUAUAAAACCACCUGCUUGCUACAAGCAGGGGAUGGCUAAGGGCAUGUAGUCAGUGCCCCAUCGCAGAAACCUUGUGGCAGAGGCUGGAGACAGAGGGUGCGACUUGGUCAGACCAAGAACCAGUUUGCAGAUAAGAUGACAAAAUGCAUCUUUAGGAAGGAGGAAAACAGGCCCUUCCGAAAAAAUUGGACACUCUGCUAGCGUCCACCUACUACCAGAACAAACCUGGUAAAAAUCCUGUAAAAGUAAGGAGAAUGAAUGCAUAUUGCAUUGUACUUCUUGGCAAUAAAAGCAAUAGUUUUCAUUAAAACACAGCAAAGACUUUGGUAUCUUGAUGGCAACUCAAGAGCUCUUGAAACGUGUGCGUGGUGGACUUCAAGGAAAGUUGUACUUUGGCUUUGGAUUGCUGGUUGUAAGCUACUGAUCUUGAACUAGUCUUUAGCAAGUCUCAGAAAACACCAGGCAUCUCCACAUCCUCCUGCUAGCAAAUAAGUUUUUUUCCCAAACUUGCCAAGAAACUCCUAAUUGCCCAUCAUGGGAAGUUUCCAGAUUUUUAACACACAAAAUAUACACACACACACACUGACCUAGUGAAAAGAUACCUGGAUCUGACUUGAAGCUCUGCGGUGUUUUGAGAGACCUCCUGAUGAGGUGCAGGAACUGCCACAAUGUGGAAAGAGGAAGAAGGUACCAAGAAAAGAACUAGAACUUCAGCAAAUGACAAAGAAGUCAGCCAGGGCAGCAUUAAAAACCAGCCCUUUUUGCAGACAACCUCUUGUGGAGACCUUGGUCUUGGAGUAGCUCUGGCCACGAGAAAGGAGACAUCUGUCCUUUGUUGCUUUUUAAAAAUAACUGUGUUUUGAAUUUACAGUAUACGUUGCUGGUGGUUUAUUAAGCUUUGUAUAUUUGGACAAGUAUUUAGGGUUUUAGAACUUAAGGACAAACCAACGAGCUUAAAAAGAAAAAAAAAACCCAUGUGAAGUGAUAGUGCUGUGCCUUUUUGGGUUCUUUAUCAGACUAUAUGCUUUUUUUUCUGAAGAAA